CGCGGAGACAACAGAGCCAUUUUGACCGCUCCUCUUCGUACCCACCGGUCCUCCUGAGUCCUCGGGACCGGACAGCCUCGGGUGGAGGUGGGAGCGGGUGUUCGGGGGGGGCACCGGGGCAGAUCACGGCGCUGUCAGCUCGGUUUUCAUGGAGAGGAGAGACGGGUGACGCACGGACGGUGUGUGUCAGACCUGGACGAGGAGGUGUUGGAUAGAAAAACAAAGAUAUCUAGAAAACCACGUCGGUCCACUGCAGAGAGACCUUCAAGCCACACAGCACAGAAAGCACCCAAAGGUGCUAAGAGGACAGCAGCAUGGCAGGAGCCUCUGUGAAGGUGGCGGUCAGGGUCCGUCCCUUCAACUCCAGAGAGUAUGAAAAGGAAAGCAAAUGCAUCAUUCAGAUGUCUGGAAACACGACCACCAUCAUCAACCCCAAGCAGGCCAAAGAUAACAAGAGCUUCAACUUUGAUUACUCCUACUGGUCGCACACAUCGCCCGAGGACGUCAAUUAUGCCUCGCAGGUGCGUGUGUACAAAGACAUUGGAGAGGAGAUGUUGCUUCACGCGUUCGAAGGCUACAACGUCUGCAUUUUUGCGUACGGUCAGACGGGUGCUGGAAAGUCCUACACGAUGAUGGGCAAGCAGGAUGUGAAGGACCAGCAGGGAAUCAUUCCACUGCUUUGUGAAGAUCUUUUCACAAAGAUCAGCGAUAACACAGACAACAGCAUGUCUUACUCUGUGGAGGUCAGCUACAUGGAGAUCUACUGUGAACGAGUGCGAGACUUGCUAAACCCUAAAAACAAAGGCAACCUGCGUGUGAGGGAGCAUCCUCUGAUGGGGCCCUACGUGGAGGACCUGUCCAAGCUGGCCGUCACCUCUUACAAUGACAUCCAAGACCUGAUGGACUCUGGCAACAAGGCCAGGACGGUGGCUGCCACCAACAUGAACGAGACGAGCAGCCGCUCGCAUGCAGUCUUCAACAUCAUCUUUACUCAGAAACGCUACGAUGCAGAGACGGACAACACAUCUGAAAAGGUCAGUAAAAUAAGUUUGGUGGAUCUGGCCGGCAGUGAGAGGGCAGAUUCUACUGGAGCCAAAGGAACCAGGCUUAAGGAAGGAGCAAACAUUAAUAAAUCUCUGACCACCCUGGGGAAGGUCAUCUCUGCUCUGGCAGAAGUGGAUUCUGGCCAAAAUAAGAAUAAAAAGAAGAAGAAAGUGGAAAGCUUCAUUCCAUACAGAGAUUCAGUUUUAACUUGGCUUCUUAGAGAGAAUUUGGGUGGGAAUUCUCGGACUGCGAUGGUUGCUGCCCUGAGUCCAGCUGACAUCAACUACGACGAGACGCUCAGCACGCUCAGGUAUGCUGACCGUGCCAAACAGAUCCGCUGUAACGCUGUGAUCAACGAGGAUCCCAACAAUCGAUUGGUGCGGGAGCUGAAAGAGGAAGUGUCCCGACUCAAAGACCUCCUGUAUGCUCAGGGACUGGGCGACAUCAUCGAGAUGACCAAUGCAAUGACGGGGAUGAGCCCCUCUCCAUCCCUCUCAGCCUUGUCCAGCCGUGCCGGAUCUAUUGCCAGUCUUCAUGACCGCAUCAUGUUCAGCCCAGGCAGUGAGGAGGCCAUCGAGAGGCUAAAGGAAACAGAGAAAAUAAUUGCUGAACUAAAUGAAACUUGGGAAGAAAAACUUCGAAGGACAGAAGCUAUUAGAAUGGAAAGAGAGGCCCUGCUGGCAGAAAUGGGUGUGGCGAUACGAGAAGAUGGUGGCACUGUUGGCGUGUUCUCUCCUAAGAAGACACCUCAUUUAGUAAACCUCAACGAGGAUCCCCUGAUGUCUGAGUGUCUGCUAUAUUACAUAAAAGAGGGCAUCACCAGGGUUGGUCGUUUAGAUGCCACCAGUCGUCAAGAUAUAGUCCUCAGUGGCCUCUUCAUCAAGGAUGAGCACUGCACUUUUACAAGAUCUGCUGGCCCAGUGGGUGAAACAGUUGUCUUGGAGCCCUGUGAAGAAGCUGAGACUUAUGUCAAUGGAAAGCGAGUGACGGAGCCCACUGUACUGAAAUCAGGAAACCGCAUCAUCCUAGGGAAGAGCCACGUGUUCCGGUUUAACCACCCUGAGCAGGCCAGAGCCGAGAGGGAGAGGACCCCCUGUGCCGAGACCCCCGCCGAGCCCGUAGACUGGGCGUUUGCUCAGAGGGAGCUGCUGGACAAACAGGGCAUUGACAUGAAGCUAGAGAUGGAGCAGAGACUGCAGGAGUUAGAGGAUCAGUAUCGCAAAGAAAGAGAGGAGGCCAACAACCUUCUGGAGCAGCAACGACUGGAUUAUGAGAGCAAGCUGGAGGCUCUUCAGAAACAAGUGGACCGUUGUUACCCAGAUGCCCCCGAAGAAGAUGAUCCAGAGGAGGAAGUUCAGUGGACAGAAAGGGAAAGAGAACUGGCCUUGUGGAGCUUCAGGAAGUGGAAGUGCUACCAGUUCACCUCACUGCGGGACUUGUUGUGGGGAAACGCCAUCUUCCUUAAAGAAGCAAACGCUAUCAGUGUUGAGCUCAAGAAGAAGGUCCAGUUCCAGUUUGUGUUGCUCACAGACACUCUCUACUCCCCACUGCCUCCUGACCUGUCUUCCCCAGAGGUGACUAAAGACAAAGAAAAGCAACUUUUUCCUCGCACCAUAGUGGCUGUGGAAGUACAAGAUCAGAAAAAUGGAGCAACUCACUACUGGACAUUAGAAAAACUAAGGCAGAGGCUUGAGCUCAUGCGGGAGAUGUACGAUCGUGCUGCUGAUUUGCCCAACAACACCACUGAGGAAAGUGAAAGUGCGCUGACUGGAGGUGACCCAUUUUAUGAUCGCUUCCCCUGGUUCCGCCUGGUUGGAAGAAACCCCAUUUUCAACACAUGCAUGAACGAGCGCAUGAGUGACCCCACCCCGUCCCCGACCCUUUCCAACUCUGAAAUUACUGAGCUGGCUGACUCGCAGAGGGAGGGUCAAGGGGAGGAGGAGGAGUUGGAACAGUUGGAGGACCUGGAUGAUGAUAUUUUUUUGGACGACCCGUGUUCGGAGCUCGGGGCAGAGGAUGAUGAUGAUGAUGAUGAUGAUGAUGAGGGAGAGCUCUGCCGAGGCUCCAGCAAAGGCCAGGAUCCCUUUUACGACCGCUCUCCAUUAUUCAGUGUAGUGGGAAGGGCUUUUGUUUACCUGAGUAACCUGCUGUACCCGGUUCCUCUGGUGCACCGUGUGGCCAUCGUCAGCGAGAAGGGGGAGGUGAAGGGCUUCCUGCGGGUUGCGGUGCAGGCCAUAUCAGCUGAUGAGGAAGCUCCUGACUACGGCUCAGGAGUGAGGCAGUCGGGCACUGCCAAAAUCUCCUUUGAGGAUCAGCAAUAUGAGAAGUUCCAGUCCGAGUCCUGCUCCGCUGGACUGUCCCGCACUGGGGUUUCUCAGGAGGAGCUUCGCAUUGUGGAGGGAGAGGGUCAGAAUGCAGAAAUGGGCCCAUCAGCUGAUGAAGUCAACAACAACACAUCUGGUGCAGAUGAACCAGAGAAUCCAGUGAAGGCUGCUCUGGAUGGUGCACUGAAUACAAAUCUGGAGCUCCUGCAAAUUGGUAACAUUUUUACCUUCAGGGUGACUGUCCUGCAGGCUUCCAGCAUCUCUGCAGAAUAUGCAGAUAUCUUCUGUCAGUUCAAUUUUAUCCAUCGCCACGACGAAGCCUUUUCAACUGAACCUUUAAAAAACACAGGCCGUGGUCCUCCUCUUGGAUUUUAUCACGUGCAGAAUAUUGCUGUUGAAGUUACAAAGUCCUUUGUAGACUACAUCAAGACUCAGCCAAUUGUAUUUGAGGUGUUUGGACACUACCAGAAACAACCUUUCCUUCCUCUUUGUAAAGAUGUCAUCAGUCUUCUACAUCCUUGCAGAAGACAAUUUCCCAGUGUGAUGCCUCUGUCCAAACCAGUGCCUGCCACCAAGCUCACGGCCCUGACCCGUCCUCAGGUGGGACCGUGCCACUGUAAAUACGACGUCAUGGUAUUCUUUGAGAUCUGCGAGCUUGAAGCAAACGGAGAUUACAUCCCUGCUGUUGUGGACCACAGAGGAGGCAUGCCGUGCCACGGCACCUUCCUGCUGCACCAGGGCCUCCAGAGGAGGAUCGCUGUUACCAUUGUACACGAGUCUGGAGGUGACAUUGAAUGGAAGGAUAUUCGUGAACUUGUUGUUGGGCGUCUGCGCAACACCCCCGAAGCUGACGAGAACAUGAUCGACCCAAACAUUUUGUCCCUCAACAUCUUGGCUGCUGGGUAUGUCAGGCCCUUACAGGACGACAGACAGUUUCUUGAUUCGGACAUGCCUAGGACUUUUUACCGCUUCGAGGCAGCGUGGGACAGCUCCAUGCACAACUCCCUGCUGCUCAACCGAGUGACUCCAAACGGGGAGAAGAUCUACAUGACCCUGUCAGCCUACCUGGAGAUGGAGAACUGCACGCAGCCGGCAGUCAUAACCAAAGACAUCUGCAUGGUGUUUUACUCUCGGGACACAAAGCUGUCAGCUUCCCGGUCUAUUCGCAACCUUUUUGGUACAGGAAGCCUGAGGGCGGCAGAUGGAAACCGUGUCACUGGAGUUUAUGAGGCCAGUUUAUGUCACCAGGCUGAUACAGGAAGUCCAGGAAUGCAACGGAGGCGCAGGCGGGUGCUGGACACCUCUGUGGCCUAUGUCCGAGGAGAAGAGAACCUGGCAGGGUGGAGGCCCCGCAGCGACAGCCUCAUUAUAGAGCACCAGUGGGAGCUGGAGAAGCUAAGUCUCCUCCAAGAUGUGGAGAAGACCAAACAUUACCUCCUGCUGAGGGAGAAGCUGGAGUUUGCCUUGCAGACAGGCCUGGAGUCCCUGCAGUCCUGUGUCCCCGAGGACCUGGAUGAGUCUCAUCAAACCACAGAGGCAGAUCAUGAAGCCAGCUCCAGCUCUGAGAUCAUCACUGAGAGGCAGAAGCAGCUUGCAGCCAAGUGUUUGCGGCUGCUCACUCACUCCUUCAACAGAGACUACAGCCUCGUGUGUGUCAGCGCCAGUGAGAGCAAGAUCUCAGAGAUGUCCGUCACGAUGCUCAGAGACUCCCCCUCCAGUACCGCUCUCAACACAAUCACACCCUCCUCCACGUGCCCCUCACUGGUUGAGGGUUGCUACAAUAAUGCUGAACUCAGACCGCCCACACCUCGCUCUCACGCUGCCAGUCCUACUCCUGAAAUACAGCCGGAUGCGAAAGACAAAAAACCCGUCAACGGAGCGUCCGACACUAAACCUAGAACUCGCAAACUGGUCCCAGAUAUCCAGGAGAUCAGAGUCAGCCCCAUUGUGUCAAAAAAGGGUUACCUGCAUUUCUUGGAGCCAAACACCAACGGAUGGGUGAAACGCUUCGUCGUUGUACGUCGGCCGUACGUUUACAUCUACAACUCAGAAAAAGACGCGGUGGAGCGAGCCAUUCUCAACCUGUCCUCCGCCCAGGUGGAGUACAGCGAGGACCAGCAGGCCAUGCUGAAGACCCCAAACGCUUUUGCUGUGUGUACAGAACAUCGUGGAAUAUUGCUGCAAGCAGCUAACGACAAAGAAAUGCACGACUGGUUGUAUGCAUUUAACCCUCUCCUUGCUGGAACUAUCAGGUCUAAACUGUCGAGAAGACGAGCCGGACAGAUGAGGAUGUGAGAGAAAGAUUAAUGCAAAAACUAAGGUGUACAUAGAUUCUUGUUCUAAUUGCUCUCCUUGUGCUGAGCCCAGUUUCUACCAUCACUGUCACAAGCAGCCAUCUUUACUCUGCACUCAGUCCAUCUCUGGCGUCCUCAGUGUCCAUGUAAUGUCCGGCCUCGGCAGCCGCGUGAGUCUUUCAGUGUGAAGAAACUAUUGACAAAUCUGUCACUGUACUGUAACGGAGGUGAGCACGUAGCUGGAUGGGUGCAGAACGUGGAGCGAGUAGCAGCAGAUACGUAUCAGAUUGCAUUUGUGUGACGUACUGUAGUUGUUGUCAGUGACACAUCAAGCCUUAUUCUGCACAUCCAGUCACAUGGAGCUGUACCUAAAGCUGCACCGUUCAUCGAUUCAUAGAAAAUCAUGUUCAGUCUUCUCUUCUCUUUAUGGAUGACUAUGUUGUUUAAACUGGUUUGAUUUAUCAGACAGAAAAAUACAUGCAGAAAAAUGUAAGACAGUCUUAGAUGUUUGAGUCCUGACACUGAGCAUCUAAACACUGUUUCCUGAAUUCUCAUUAAAACUUCACCACACAGAUUUGCCAUUUUAGCUCUUAGGGUAUCUAAAA
Molecule: messenger RNA, 6267 nt
Organism: Nematolebias whitei (Rio pearlfish)
Lineage: Eukaryota; Metazoa; Chordata; Actinopteri; Cyprinodontiformes; Rivulidae
Gene: kif1aa
Product: kinesin family member 1Aa
Exons: 49
Coding region: 315-5663 (1782 amino acids)
Biological process (GO): microtubule-based movement
Molecular function (GO): microtubule binding; ATP binding; microtubule motor activity
Source: RefSeq, a predicted model, not a curated record